GAGAGACCAUGAAGAGCCUUCUCCUUCUCUCCAUUCUGGCUGCCUUGGCCGUGGCAGCUCUGUGCUACGAAUCUCAUGAAAGCAUGGAAUCCUAUGAAAUUAAUCCCUUCAUUAACCGGAGAAAUGCGAAUACUUUUAUAUCCCCGCAACAGAGAUGGAGAGCGAAAGCCCAAGAGAGGAUCAGAGAAAGCACCAAGCCCGCCUAUGAGCUCAAUCGGGAAGCCUGUGAUGACUUCAGGCUUUGCGAACGCUAUGCCAUGGUUUAUGGAUACAAUGCUGCCUACAAUCGCUAUUUUCGGAAGCGCCGAGGGGCCAAAUGAAAUUGGAGAAAGUCUCUUUCUUUCCAGAGCCUGGUGCC
Molecule: messenger RNA, 358 nt
Organism: Ailuropoda melanoleuca (giant panda)
Lineage: Eukaryota; Metazoa; Chordata; Mammalia; Carnivora; Ursidae
Gene: MGP
Product: matrix Gla protein
Biological process (GO): regulation of bone mineralization
Cellular component (GO): extracellular region
Molecular function (GO): calcium ion binding
Source: RefSeq, marked provisional